AUGAUAUGGAACUCUGGCGACAUGUCUGAAGACUGUCUGUAUCUGAACAUUUGGACACCUUCUCUCUGGCAUCGAGGCUACAGGGGGCUUUGCGGGGCAGCAGUCAUGAUGUUCAUUCAUGGAGGAAGCUAUGACACAGGAGGCAGUUCGGUUGGUUACUACGAUGGCACGAAUUUAGUACAGGAUCAGGAUGAUCUGAUUGUUGUUACCUUCAAUUAUCGACUCAAUGUCUUUGGGUUUCCUAAUGCGCCAGAUAUCGACCCGUCUAAGCAAAACCUUGGGCUUUUGGACCAGCGAUUGGCAAUCGAGUGGGUUUAUAAAAACAUAGCCAGAUUCGGUGGUGAUCCAGAUAGGAUUCUUCUGUUUGGUCAAUCUGCUGGGGCUUCUUCAGUUGAUAUUCAUUCAUACGCAUACCCAGAUGAUCCUAUCGUUAGCGCACUUGCUUUCCACUCUGGCACCGCUCCAUUACUGACUUCAGCUCCUGAUCAUCAAAGUUGGAAUGAGCUGUCUACUGUUCUUGGAUGUGGCGUAGGAGCUGAAUCUUUUCAAUGCAUGAGACAAGUCCCAAUGACGAAGAUUGUCGAAACAAGGGCCAAUGGAAGUUAUAGCUUUUAUCCGAUUGUGGAUAAUGUCCUUGUCUUUUCCGAUUAUGCCGCUCGAGCUAAAAUGGGGAAGUUGGCACAAUUGCCAACAUUGGGAGGGAGUAAUGAACGUGAAGUCACGGCUUUCUUACCGUUAAAUCAAACAUCCGUUGAUGAGACAACAAUCUCUACGCUCAGUCAAAAAAUUUAUAACUGUCCCCUCCGGGAAUCUGUGAGGAUUCGAUUGAGUCAGCACGUGCCAACUUGGAGGUAUCUAUACCAUGGGAAUUUUAGCAAUGUCAGCCCAACUCCAUGGCUUGGGGCGUACCACGGGUCUGAGAUACCUAUUGUCUUUGGAACUUAUGAUAAGUCCAGGGCGAUCCCGCCAUCCGCCAGGGAGGUUGAAGUCAGUGAAUACAUGCAAGGAGCUUGGGUUGCAUUUGCCAAGGAUCCUUGUAUGGGAUUGAGCGAGUAUGGAUGGCCACCGUUCAGCUUUGAUGAGCCUACCUUGAUCAAUCUCGCCCUGAAUAAUACGGUCGAGGCAAUAUUUACUUCUGCCAGUCCGUGGGAUACCUCUUGCGAAGCUCCCACUCGAUCUGAGUUAUGA
Penicillium crustosum is the source of this 1188-nucleotide messenger RNA. RefSeq lists its product as uncharacterized. NCBI's taxonomy places the organism in Eukaryota, Fungi, Ascomycota, Eurotiomycetes, Eurotiales, Aspergillaceae. Gene Ontology annotation, molecular function: carboxylic ester hydrolase activity. Bases 1 to 1188 code for a protein of 395 amino acids. The transcript has 9 exons. The record is from RefSeq and is a predicted model, not a curated record.